Molecule: messenger RNA, 6399 nt
Organism: Hydractinia symbiolongicarpus
Lineage: Eukaryota; Metazoa; Cnidaria; Hydrozoa; Anthoathecata; Hydractiniidae
Product: mucin-2-like
Exons: 17
Coding region: 25-6384 (2119 amino acids)
Source: RefSeq, a predicted model, not a curated record
ACAACCACAUCAACACCUGAAAAUAUGACAACCACAUCAACACCUGAAAAUAUGACAACCCCAUCAACACCAGAAAAUGUGACAACCACAACAACACCAGAAAAUGUGACAACGACAACAACACCAGAAAAUAUGACAACCGCAUUAACAUCAGAAAAUAUAACAACCACAUCAACACCAGAAAAUAUGACAACGACAACAACACCAGAAAAUAUGACAACGACAACAACACCAGAAAAUAUAACAACCACGUCAACACCAGAUAAUAUGACAACCGCAUCAACACCAGAUAAUAUGACAACCACAUCAACACAAGAAAAUAUGACAACCACAUCAACACCUGAAAAUAUGACAGCCACGUCAACACCUGAAAAUAUGAUAACCCCAUCAACACCAGAAAAUAUGACAACUCCAUCAACACCAGAAAAUGUGACAACUACAACAACACCAGAAAAUGUGACAACGACAACAACACCAGAAAAUAUGACAACCACAUCAACAUCAGAAAAUAUAACAACCACAUCAACACCAGAAAAUAUGACAACCACAUCAACACCAGAAAAUAUGACAACCACAUCAAAACCAGAUAAUAUGACAACCACCUCAACAUCAGAAAUUAUAACAACCACAUCAACACCUGAAAAUAUGACAACCACGUCAACACCUGAAAAUAUGAUAACCCCAUCAACACCAGAAAAUAUGACAACCCCAUCAACACCAGAAAAUGUGACAAACACAACAACACCAGAAAAUGUGACAACGACAACAACACCAGAAAAUAUGACAACUGCAUCAACAUCAGAAGUUAUAACAAUCACAUCAACACCUGAAAAUAUGACAACCACGUCAACACCUGAAAAUAUGAUAACCCCAUCAACACCAGAAAAUAUGACAACCCCAUCAACACCAGAAAAUAUAACAACCACAUCAACACCAGAAAAUAUGACAACCACAUCAACACCAGAUAAUAUGACAACCACCUCAACAUCAGAAAAUAUAACAACCACAUCAACACCUGAAAAUAUGACAACGACAACAACACCUGAAAAUAUGACAACGACGACAACACCAGAUAAUAUGACAACCCCAUCAACAACAGAAAAUGUGACAACCACAACAACACCAGAAAAUGUGACAACGACGACAACACCAGAAAGUAUGGCAAACACAUCAAUACCAGAAAAUAUAACGACCACGACAGAAAUCUCUACAACAGGAACUCACGAAGAGUUAUUGGAGAGGCGGUAUUAUUUAUUUAACCCAUGGAAAAAUGGCGAGGAUACAAAAGCGGGAAUAGUGAAUCCUGAUGCUCGCCGAAUUGUUAUCCAGUCCAUGUUGCGCUCUUUAAGGUUGGUACUUAAAGGCUUCGUACCACCAUCUAAUCGUUUUCUUGUUUUACUGUUUUUAAAAAAAAUCCGGGUGGAUAUCUUCGCCUUGUUUUUCCUUCACUCUAUAAUUCUUUUUUCGUCUACUACUACUUUCGUCCAGCUGGAUAAGAAUAAACAUUUUUCCUCUUUCGACUUGAACGUGUUUUGUCUUAUCGAACCCCUAUCAAUUAAUGCCUCGAAUAAGCGCCGCAUUUACAGUCUAAGGUGCGGCGCUUAUUCGACGGCGGCGCUUAAUCUAGGAUUUACGGUAUUGAGUAAACGACCACGCUUUCAAAAUGGCGGAAAAAGAAGUUAUGCAACUCAAAGUGUGAACGUUUUGUUUAUUAAAACAUCUAUCACUGAAGCACAGUUUAUCAUUUUCAAGCAGGAUCGAGAAAACGUCUUGUCCAUAGAUGUCUUGACGGGCUCCUACAGACAUUCAUAUUGUAAAUGGCUUCACGAAAAUAAAUACCAAAGAAGGAUCAACAGCUCCGUAAUCAUUGACAAGUUAAAAUGGCGCGAUAGUGGUACAGUCUGUAAUCACUUGCGGAAACGAAUUUCAAAAUUUGUCACCUUGCUCAAAAUAGACAUUGGAAGGGUUGCAUUUAGUGAGGAAAUAAGAUGCAAUUUUAAACUUGUCAUUAUCCAAUGGGCAAUCAAUACAAUUGCGGAUGAAAUCUUAUUAAACACCUUGAACAAAAUUGUUGUUUUAAAAGUUGCUUAUAACGCAGCAAUACUUCUCUCCCCACCCCCUCCCCUCCUGGGUAGCGAAGGCAUCAUUGAAGUGGAAGACGAGGGGGAUUUUGAAAUUUCGCAUAUUGAUUUAACAAUGUUGCAUAAAGCUUUAUUUAUUUUCAUUUACAUGUCGUCUUUGAUAACUGAGAUAGAUAGUAUACCCUUACAUUAUUCGAAAGCAGCAUGCCAUCCUUUAUGUGGUUAUUUGUUUUGGCACCGCGCAGGAGUAUGUCAGUCUACAGGCCGUUGCUUAUGCUGGUGGGGAUGGACAGGUCCAAAUGGUGUUUAUGUUGAUGAUGGAGAACUGCAUAAUAGAAUACUAGCUGAUUAUUGUAUUGAACCAUGCCAUUUUACACAUGACUACAGAAAUCCUCAUUGUAUCUACAGAAAAUUAUCAAGUACCACCACCACAACAACAACGACGACAAAACGUACAACCACAACAAUGACGACGACGACGCCAGAACCUACGACAACAACGACUACACCAGAACCUACGACAACAACGACUACACCAGAACCUACAACCACAACGACGACAACACCAAAACCUACAACGACAACAACAACAACGACGACGCCAGAACCUACAACGACAACAACGACAACAACGACGACGACAACGCCAGAACCUACAACGACAACGACAACACCAGAACCUACAACAACAACAACAACGACGACGACACCAGAACCUACAACAACAACGACUACGCCAGAACCUACAACCACAACGACUACGCCAGAACCUACAACCACAACGACAACACCAGAACCUACAACAACAACAACAACGACGACGACGCCAGAACCUACAACGACAACAACGACGACGACGCCAGAACCUACAACGACAACGACAACACCAGAACCUACAACGACAACAACAACGACGACGACGCCAGAACCUACAACGACAACAACGACGACGCCAGAACCUACAACGACAACAACGACUACACCAGAACCUACAACAACAACGACGACACCAGAACCUACGACGACGACGACUCCCGAACCUACAACAACAACAACAACACCAGAACCUACAACCACAACGACUACGCCAGAACCUACAACGACAACACAAGAACCUACAACGACAACAACAACAACGACGACGCCAGAACCUACAACGACGACGACGACGCCAGAACCUACAACGACGACAACCACGCCAGAGCCUACAACAACGACUACAACGACUCCAGAAACUACUACAACGACAACAACAACAACAACAACGACACCGAAACCUACGACGACGACAACGACGACGACACCAGAACCUACAACGACAACACCAGAACCUACAACGACAACGACAACACUAGAACCUACAACAACAACGACAACAACAACGACGACGACGCCAGAACCCACAACAACACCUUAUCCGACAACAACCACAACGGAAGAAACAACAACGAACGAUGCAUACUACAGAAGUAAGUAUUGUUUUGUUAUCUUCAUCGGAAAAACAAAAAAUCUGUUGAUGAAUGAAAUAUACAGAAGUUUAAUGUGCAUCUUGUUUCACGGAUAUCAAGAAGAAUUGUUAGGUAAAAUGAAGAUUUCCUUUCUUAUGAUCGUGUUGUUUUGCAUCGUUUGUCAUUGCAAGUCAAAGAUCUCCAAAUUUGGAAAAAGAAAAGGUAAAAGAGCAGCUGUAACUACAAAAGUCAUCGCAUGGCCUUGUCACUACAGGUGCGGAUGGCGCUACUGGAAAGCUGUAGGUAAAUGCUUGACUUCUGGGCGUUGUUUAUGCUGGUGGGGAUGGACUGGACCAAAUGCAGUUUACAUUGAUGGAGGGAAAUUCAACAACAGGAUAAUUGCUGAUUAUUGCACACUUCCUUGUUUCCAUACCCGGGAUUACAGAAGCCCAAGAUGUGCAGGUACUUUGGUUACAGCAGUUGCACCAAUGUUAAGCCCAAACACAACACAAGCUACCCCGAAAACGCCUCUCGAGUUAACAACCACCACUCCUUACAUUUCAUCAACAUCUUCUACAACAACAACUUUGCAAAAUACAGCAUUGCCUGCUGAGACAUCAAUAGCUACUGAGAAUACAUCAAAGGUAUCACUAACUCCCACCUAUAGCCCUCAACAGACCGCCAAUACCACAUUAACGGCAACAGCAAAGGAAACAACAUCUCCAACAUCUGCACCCUUUACAGUUACCUCAAAGAAUGACUCUUCAGUCCUAUCAACUGUACCACCAUCUGGCACCAGUACAACAGUAGCACCCAUGUCUAUUAAAACUAUUACAUCCUAUCCAAUAAAAUCGACCACGCCUAAAAUUAAUGGAAAAUCAUCUGCUAUGGAAUCAACACGUUCAAAGAAUGAGUCCUUAUUCUCAUCAACUGUACCACCAUCUGGCACCAGUACAACAAUAGGAGCACCCUUGUCCACUGAAACAACGACUACAUCUAAUCCAAUUACACCGACCGCAUCCACCACUAAUGGAAAAUCAUCUACUAUAGAGUCAACGCGCUCGAAAAGUGACACGUCAUUCUCAUCAACUAUACCACCAUCUGGCAUUAGUACAACAGUAGCACCAUUGUCCACUGAAACAACUACAUCCAAUCCAAUUAAAUCGACCACAUCCACAACUAAUGGAAAAUCAUCUACUAGGGAAUCAACGCGCUCCAAGACUGAAUCGUCACUCUCAUCAAGUGUACUACCAUCUGAUGCUAGUACAACAGUAGCACCAUUGCCCCCUGAUACAACUACAUCCAAUCCAAGUAAAUCGACCGCAUCCACCACUAAUGGAAAAUCAUCUACUACAGAAUCAACGCGCUCGAAAAGUGACUCGUCAUUCUCAUCAACUGCACCACCAUCUGAUACUAGUACAACAGUAGCACCAUUGCCGACUGAUACAACUACAUCCAAUCCAAGUAAAUCGACCGCAUCCACCACUAAUGGAAAAUCAUCUACUACGGAAUCAACGCGCUCGAAAAGUGACUCGUCAUUCUCAUCAACUGUACCACCAUCUGACGCUAGUACAACAGUAGCAUCCUUGUCCACUGAAAAAACUACAUCAAAUCCAAUUAAAUCGACCGCAUCCACCACUAUUGGAAAGUCAUCUACUACGGAAUCAACGCAUUCGAAAAGCAACUCUUCAUUCUCAUCAACUGCACCACCGUCUGGCACCAGUACAACAGUGGCACCCUUGUCCACUGAAACAACUACAUCCAAUCCAAUUAAAUCGACCACAUCCACAACUAAUGGGAAAUCAUCUACCAUGGAAUCAACACGCUCCAAGACUGCAUCGUCACUUUCAUCAAAUGUGCCACCGUCUGGCACCAGUACAACAGUAGCACCCUUGUACGCAGAAACAACUACACCCUAUCCAAUAAAAUCGACCGCAUCUACCACUAAUGGAAAAUCAUCCACUAUGGAAUCAACAAGUUCAAAAACUAAGUCGUCACUUUCAUCAACUGUACCACCAUCUGGCACCAGUACAACAGUAGCACCCUUUUCCACUGAAACAACUACAUCCAAUCCAAUUAAAUCGAUCACAUCCACAACUAAUUGGAAAUCAUCUACCAUGGAUUCAACACGCUCCAAGACUGCAUCGUCACUUUCAUCAACUGUACCACCAUCUAACAUUAGUACAACAGUAGCACCAUUGCCCCCUGAUACAACUACAUCCAAUCCAAGUAAAUCGACCGCAUCCACCACUAAUGGAAAAUCAUCUACUACGGAAUCAACGCGCUCGAAAAGUGACUCGUCAUUCUCAUCAACUGCACCACCAUCUGAUACUAGUACAACAGUAGCACCAUUGCCGACUGAUACAACUACAUCCAAUCCAAGUAAAUUGACCGCAUCCACCACUAAUGGAAAAUCAUCUACUACGGAAUCAACGCGCUCAAAAAAUGACUCGUCAUAUUCAUCAACUGUACCACCAUCUGACACUAGUACAACAGUAGCACCCUUGUCCAUGGAAGCAACUACAUCAAAUCCCAUUAAAUCGACCGCAUCCACCACUAUUGAAAAGUCUUCUACUUUUGAAUCAACGCACUCAAAAAGUGACUCGUCGUUCUCAUCAACUGUACAACCCUCUGGCACCAGUACAACAGUAGCACCCUUGUCUAUUGAAACAACUACAUUAAAUCCAAUUAAAUCAACCACGCCUAGAAUUAAUGGAAAAUCAUCUGCUAUGGAAACAACACGCUCCAAGACUGAGUCGUCAUACUCAUCAACUGUACCACCAUCUAACACUAGUACAACAGUUGAACCCUUUUUACUGCAAGUAAACACAAUCCCGAUAAAUCAAAGACAAUAAAAGAGAUGUCAGCAG